Phytophthora sojae is the source of this 513-nucleotide messenger RNA. RefSeq lists its product as hypothetical. The annotation marks the transcript as partial. Gene Ontology annotation, biological process: protein phosphorylation. The record is from RefSeq and is a predicted model, not a curated record. The transcript is spliced from 2 exons. Gene Ontology annotation, molecular function: protein kinase activity; ATP binding. NCBI's taxonomy places the organism in Eukaryota, Oomycota, Peronosporomycetes, Peronosporales, Peronosporaceae.
GUCAAGAUCUGGUACAAACUACGUCACCCUCACAUCGUGCAAUUAUUCGGGGCCUGCCACAUAAAUCAACCGUUCUUCGUGUGGACAAAGCUCCACGAAGCAGCUCUAGGGCUGAGUUAUCUCCAUUCGCACGGAGUUGUGCAUGGGGACCUCAAGUGCAACAACAUUCUCAUCGGCAGCGAUGGCCACGCAAAGUUGACGGACUUCGGGCUCAGCUUUAUGUCAGACACUACCCAGAUGAGGCACCAUCAGCCAGUGGUAGGUGCUGUUCGGUGGAAGGCCCCUGAAGUCUUACGAGGCGAGGGACCAACGUUUGCGUCAGACAUUUACUCGUUCGGCAUGUGCAUCCUCGAAGUCGUGAGUGGGGAGAUUCCGUGGGGGACGAAUUUACCAGACGCUGUUGUGAAGUAUCAAGUUUUGAAAAAGAAGCGGCUUCCGAAGCGGCCUGAGAACUUCCGCGACGAGGCUUUCGCUCUAAUUGAAGGGACAUGCCAGUACGAUCCGAGCAAGCGG